GUGAAGACCCUGACGGGCAAGACUAUCACCCUCGAGGUGGAGUCUUCCGACACCAUCGACAAUGUCAAGUCCAAGAUUCAGGACAAGGAGGGCAUUCCCCCCGACCAACAGCGCCUGAUCUUCGCCGGCAAGCAGCUCGAGGACGGCCGAACCCUCUCCGACUACAACAUCCAGAAGGAGUCUACCCUCCACUUGGUCCUCCGUCUACGUGGUGGCAUCAUUGAGCCCUCGCUCAAGGCCCUCGCCUCCAAGUUCAACUGCGACAAGAUGAUCUGCCGCAAGUGCUACGCCCGUCUCCCUCCCCGUGCCACCAACUGCCGCAAGCGCAAGUGCGGCCACACCAACCAGCUUCGACCCAAGAAGAAGCUCAAGUAAACGAUUCGUCACCACAUGUUCCAUCUCUUCGGCGUCUUUGGUUUGGGGUGUUAUCAUGAGCACGCUACGGACGGGUGGAUAGAUAUUAUCGACACCACUGCGAUGGGAUUUUUUUAUUCUGCGGAAAUAGCUAUGCGUAGGCUAGUUUCGGUGGCAAUCAAGUUGCGAUGCACAUGAGUAAA
Messenger RNA from Daldinia vernicosa, 557 nucleotides. RefSeq lists its product as uncharacterized. Gene Ontology annotation, cellular component: ribosome; cytoplasm; nucleus. The transcript is spliced from 2 exons. Gene Ontology annotation, biological process: modification-dependent protein catabolic process; protein ubiquitination; translation. Gene Ontology annotation, molecular function: ubiquitin protein ligase binding; protein tag activity; structural constituent of ribosome. The annotation marks the transcript as partial. NCBI's taxonomy places the organism in Eukaryota, Fungi, Ascomycota, Sordariomycetes, Xylariales, Hypoxylaceae. The record is from RefSeq and is a predicted model, not a curated record.